AUGAGCAACGAAAUUUCCAUUGGAAGCUUGACUGCUGAUAGCAUUGCAAAUUGGAUCCUAACGGAAACUUCUGCUCAAUUCCAAGAAGAUGAUCUUUAUGAUAUUAUUCGCAAUUUAAUUAAAAAUCAAACGAUUAAUUUUGACGAAUUUCAAAGCCAAAUGAUAAAAUUAUUCCCAGAAGAUGCAGAAAAAUUAGUUUCAGAUCUCAAAAGAUUUCUAAAUGCUUCAUUAGAGCCUGCUCCUUCGAAUAAUUUCUAUGAAAAUAGCCAAACUAAUGAUAAUUAUGAAACUCCAGCAGGAGAAUAUAAUAACGAAGGAUCACCCAAAGAUUACCCACUGGGAUCUCCAAAUGAAGAUGAAGAGAAAGAAAAAUCUUCACAUUCAAAGUCAAAAAAGCACCAUAGUAAGCAUCACAGUCAUCAUCACCACCAUCACCAUAAACAUCAUCGUUCGUCUUCCGAAGCAUCUGAUAGCGACAAUCCAGAAGAAAAACCUCCAGGAGAAACUCUACCAAAUGAUCCAAUGGAACCACAUGUACCCGAUCCAAACGUUUUCACUCAAGAUGAAAUCAAUGAUAUAAAGAAAUCAGCGCGUUCAAUCUUCCAAAACAUGGUAUCUCAAUUUGGAAAAAGUCAAUACGAACCACAAAUCAGACAACCGCGUCCAGAUGAUGGCGGUUCAGCUCGCCGUAGAGAUAAUAGACCUUCUGACAAUUAUAAUAGAAAUGAUGACAGAAAUCGCGAUAAUUCUAGACAAUACGAUGACUCUUACAAGCGUUACGAUGAUUCAAACCGUAUGCAAGAUAAUGAUAGAUACUACGACUCAAAGAGAAGAGAUUAUGACUCAAGAGACAACGAUUACGACUCAAAGAGAAGAGAUUACGAUACAAGAGAUAGCGAUUACGAUUCUAAUAGAUAUGGAGAUAAAUCCAGCAGAUACGAACCUGAUCAAUGGCGUAGAUCAGAAAAUUCAAGAAAUUAUGACGACAAAUCCAGACGAAGAAAUGAAUCUUCAACUAGAUUUGAAGAAGACCCAAGGAAGCGCAGUGAUUCAAGAGAUUUUGAAGAAGAUCCUAGAAAACGAAAUGAUUCUUACAGAUAUGAUGACCCAAGGAAGCGUGGAGAUGCAAGAGUAUUUGAAGAAGAUCCAAGGGAACCUUCAAAUAGAUAUGAUGAUCCAAGAAAACGCAGUGAAUCAAGAGGAUUUGAAGAAGAUCCGAGAAAACGUGUAGAUACAUCAAGAAGAUUCGAACCACCUAAAUAUCCUCCACUAGGACAUGUAUUCAUUGAUCCAACAAGAGGACAACAGCCUCCAUUCAUUUUUCCUGUUCCACUUCACCCAUAUCCUCACAUGCUUCCUAUCAACGCGAUGCCUCCUUUGCCUCCAAUGCCAAUGGACAAUCCUCCUUUCCACAGAACAUCUGAUUACGCUGUAGAUCCUAGAGAUUCUCGAGAUUCAAGAGAUUCUAGAGACUCGAGGGACUCAAGAGAUUCAAGGAGCUCAAGAAAGCAUAGUCAUGAUCGCUACAGACAUUAG
Molecule: messenger RNA, 1536 nt
Organism: Trichomonas vaginalis G3
Lineage: Eukaryota; Parabasalia; Trichomonadida; Trichomonadidae
Exons: 1
Coding region: 1-1536 (511 amino acids)
Source: RefSeq, a predicted model, not a curated record